Molecule: messenger RNA, 9466 nt
Organism: Porites lobata
Lineage: Eukaryota; Metazoa; Cnidaria; Anthozoa; Scleractinia; Poritidae
Source: the annotation of a GenBank genome assembly
AUGGUGAGAGAAACGAAGCUGUGUUUCAUGACAGUGCUUUUUUUUGUAUACAAUACUCGUUUGGGAAACUCAGUCGAUGUCGACCACAAGUGUGCUAAUGGACAGCCACUGACUGUGUUUUGGUGGAGUCAAGAGCCGUAUAUUUACUCUUCAGAGAAACACUCACGCAAACAUCGACAAGCAGAUGAGGAACCGGAUUUAUCAGGAAUGUUUCCACACAUUUUAAGCAUUAUGCUUAAACGCUGUUGUCAUAGCAACGCAACCCUCAAUUACACAAAAAUCCCCGAGGGGCCAUCACACUUAGAUAGGGUAUUAACGACAUAUCAUUUUGAUGUCAUAAUACCCGUGGGGACGCAAGUGGGAGCAUCGACCGUUCGUCUAUACCCCUUCGCCGGGAUUCUGGAGUCUCCAGGGAUUGCAGUGUUGAUUCGGGGGAAUGUUUCCGGGACGCAGUUGUUACUGUCUGUGCUUCAGGCAUGGCCGUUACUCGUCUUCAUUCUUAUUACAGCAUCUAUUGCAGGGGUUUUAAUUUGGUUAAUGGUAGGUAGAAUUCAUACUAUUAAUGAUUCUCAAACUCGGCUGAGCAGUCACGUUUCAAUCUAUUUAUAGCAAUUAUGGAGUGUUAUUCAAACACGAUUACAUCUUAGCUGACGUGUUUAUGUAUAAUAUAACUCAAACUGAAUAAAAAGUAGUAACGAAAAGAUACCAAAACAUUUACCCGGCUGAAUUUGCACGAAAUUAUUUGCAUUUUACUAUUUACAGGUGUCUAUCUACAGUUUCUUUUUUACAAUGUUUCACUUGUUUCAUUUCUAUUUGCUAUUUUGGGUUAUCACCUUUUUUUAAGCCCCUCCUUGAAGGCGGCUAAGCUUUACUUUGCCCUGACCUCAUUGGGCAGGUCAUUCCAUAGUUUAGUCACACUAUACCUGACUGAUUUUAUUAGAAAUUUCGAGGUAGGCUUGGGGAGGGUAAAACAAUUUUUUCUUCUGAGAUCACGUAUUUGCAGUUAUAAUCAGUCAAAAUCCGUGCAAGUUUCUUAGAACAAUAAAAAAAAGUUAUGACGUAAGUGUAGCCGGAUUUGAUAAAAGCAAAAUUUCACGGUGAAACGAGAAAUUUAAUAAGAAAUAAAAAAUAAAUAAAAAAUAAAAUAAGAAAAGAGUUCAAUCCUGACACGCGGCGUUGUUUGGUAUAUGUGGCGGCCGUUUCAUUGUUUUGGAACACCAAUAUCACCGACGUUAUAAGAAAACGAUCUAUUGGAUACUUUAGAGUUGCCCUUCAGUCGUUCCGUUCCGUCCAUACUGUGCGUAAUGAUAACACACUUCACCCUCUAUAUUUAAUGUCAUCUAUAAAUUGUGUUGUUUACCCUACAGGAGAGACAACAGAACUCAGAUCAGUUUCCUUUAGCAUUUUCCCGUGGUGUGUUUGAAGGAUUUUGGUGGGCGUUUAUCACCAUGACUACGGUGGGGUAAGCGCGUGCGCAAUAAGUAAUAAUUUCUGGGAGAGGCCGAGUAAAACCGAUGAUAAAAAUGACUCGCAACGUCUUUUUAACAGGUGUAGGAGGCUCCAAACUUUUUUAAUUAUGUUCGACUUACAUAGACCUUUAGACGGCCUCUGCAAGCGUAAGAAAGCGGACAGAAAAACUGGUGUAUGAUCGCUUGUAACGAACGGCUUAACCUGUAUCCAACAUAGUGAGUACAAUAAGAUUCAAUUCGUUUACAAACAAUAAAGGGACGCUUGUAUUUUGUGCAUGUGUCACUGGAAUACGCGAUUUAUUGUUUACAUGAUAAUUACUGAAAAUGCUGUCGGAGAUAUUUAGUAGUAGCAUGUUGGUACAAGAAGGCAACAAGUUGAAAUAACUGUUGCGGUGUAACAAAUACCAGCACUUUAUGAAAAUUUAAUGAAUCCUGACGGCCGCAGGUAACAGUAAGAAUCCAAAGGCAGAACACAACCAUAAGAACUGGCUUAAAAGUGACGGUUUUCGACGUAACUCCCAAGUCAGUCUGAAUCAGGAUAGCAUACAUUUUUCGACUAGCAGUACCCGUAAAAACAGGAUGAAUCAAAAGAUCAUUCCUUUUUUGUAGUGUAUUGUUAAAAGGGCUUCUAUGUAAAUACCAACGCAAAGGUCCGUGGAAGCCAAUAGUAGAACCAACUUAUGCACUUACCAGAAUUCUGCCUUCUGAUUGGCCAACUUGCACUUGACAAUCAAAAUCACUUCUGAGGCUUAAAAUGUAUUUUUUUUUCAGGUAUGGGGACAAAGCCCCAAAAACAAUUCCCGGAAAACUUCUGGGAGUCGUGUGGAUGAUGGGCGGACUUAUUAUUACAACCAUGUUUAUCAGUAUCAUCACCACCUCACUGACUUCAGUCAGUUUGGAAGGAAGAACCAACUUGCGAGAUGUCACGGUAAAAAAGUGAUUUUUGUAGUAAAAGUAUUCCCGUUUGCUACAUAGUGAGUUGCCCGGUUAGGACAGUUGGAUAACCAACCCAGCAGUCUGCCGCUGAUAGUUCAAAUCCCGGACUGACUAACACUAAGGGUCUAUAAAAUAGGUGAAGGGAAAGUUCUGCCUUUGUAAUGACAUCUGCAAACGGUGAAACUUUGUAGUUUUCUCGAAUAAGCUUCCCGUCUUACAACCCUUAAGCUUGCACGAAUCAUAAAUUCUGUGGGACGUUAAAGAACCACACACUGUUCUUAAAGAGUAGUGGACGCAGUCCCCUGGGUGUGGUCAGACUCACAUUAGGGGGCUUUAUUUAACUCAUUACUUCAUUGCUGAAAUCAUACAAUCUGUAGGUCGUUGCGCUGAUUUUUAAAACUAACAGCAGGCCCUUUAACUAUAACAUUGUUUUUGUUUUUGUCUUUGUUUUGUUUGCUUUUCGUUUUUUAUUUUCAUGUUACGGUAUAGGCCAUUUUUUCCCUCGAAGAGUAAAUGAAAUGAGCCAACGGGUGAUCAAAAAAGCUGUGUUAUCUAGUUAACCAAACUGAGUGAAAAUAUUUCUAAUGCAGUUGAUGAAUAUGAUAUUUCUGGGAACAUACAUCUCUAAUAACAGGACGUAACGGACCGCUUACACGACAGUCGUGCUUAUCUUAAUUGCCCUGCUCUUUCUUUUUCUAUUUAAUAGGUUUCAGCAGUCAAUCAUAGCGAAGAACACAAGCUCGGCAUUCGUGAGCUUGCUAACGUUAAAGGUCCGCUAAUUAAUCGUACGUUAUGCUACAGUUUUGUUUUGUCGAAGGGCAGCUCAAAAAGAGUGAUUUACUAGAUGGCAUCAAACGUCAUACAUUUGUUUAUUUGUCUUUCUUAAGUAAUAAAACUGAAAAUUCUGUUUUAAUGGGAACAAAUGGCCCCAAAUAAUUGAAAAGUAUAAAUGAAAACAUCCUUUAUUUUAUGACUUUUUUUAAAAGAUUUUUAAUAACUUUGCCUGGGACUCCUCCUCCCCGAGGUUACGCCCCUUACCCUUUUAAACAUUUUAUAAGUUAAGAUAGCCUUCCAAAUACGUUUUAAGAUGACCAAAAUGGCAUAAUUUGAGUUUGAGUUUAUCUUUAUUCUCUUAACUGUGGCCAAUAAUCGAACGAAUGCUGCUAAACUACUACGUUGGGCAAAUGUGGCGUUUCAUAAGGAUUUUGAAAAAGCCCUAUGCUAUGGAGAAUUUCCUUUUUUCUCUCUGUUUUUUGCUUUUCUCCUCAGCUCUAGCCAACAGUGAGGAAGUAUUCACUUAUGUACUUGACCACAAAGUUGAAGGCGCUUUAGUGGACGUGCACGGACUUAAGCAUCACAUCGUCUCACUCACACAGCAUAACAUACAGGUAAACAAAAUAUUAGAGAGAUACAACCUAACUCCUAGCGAGACCAUUAAAACCAAAGAUGUAACUAAGUCAUGAGGCAGUUUCAUUUUCUCAUAGGUAAAACCAAGCAGGCAAUAUUUUGUUUUCGAGUUUGUCUCACCCCAACAAAAACGUAGCUACACGGUUGAAUGUUUUCCACUCUCUAAGCCUUGUUUUUCCGGGUCGUUUCGCAUUUCCUUCUUCUUCACCACUUAUAAAUAUUUCCUCAUGUGGGUAUCACAAGGUAAUAUCUUUUCUAGCCUCUAUUUCCCCUUCCUUUUUUUUUCCAAUACAACGUUAUUGAACAUGCACACGUACAGCUGACAUUCACAAAUAACAAUCUGCAACAAAACGAUAACUACAACUUAAAGCUGAAAAAAAAGUAUUUUUUUAGGCUUCUUUACGCAAUUGCAUAAAUUGCAUUCACUGCGACGAUCAUUUCUUCAUUUCAUUUCAUUUCCGCAGUCCAUAUAUGAUUUAUUUCAUACAUCAUUAACACUCAUUUCUUUCACGGGAAAAUAUGAACCCUCAAUUGGCCUGCUCCUAACGGACCGGAGCGGUCGUCACUUGUUUCCAUCCAAACCAAAUUGACAUUUUCCUCUCAGUGGCUCUCACAAGACAUUUCACUUUUCUUACAUGAACUUUCUGUCCCUUGAAAUUUCUGUUCAUAAAAGUCUGUUCAAUUUUCAAGGGAAAAAAAAUUCAGGAUGGCACGAGUAGGAUUCGAUCUCGGAGCAUCGCGGCCCUCCACUGCAUCACUUUAACCCCUACACCACCGAAGAUUUACUGACAAUGGAUGGUUUGGUUUGAAUAUAUAUAGCAACAACCGUAACCCUAACCCUUACUUUGUGUACGAAUCAUUAAUCUGUAAACGUCGGAUGGAAAUAAGUGUUGACUUAACGUCAGUGGCUUAAUAGCUCAGUUGGUAGAGCAUCGCACCGCUAAUCGCGAGGUUACGGGUGCAAACUUUCAGGCUUUCAGGCUUCUUUACGCAAUUGCAUAAAUUGCGUUCACCGCGACGAUCAUUUCGUCAUUUUCAUUAAGCUAACACAAUAAAAACAUUGCUAAAAUUAAAUGGAUGCGCAAUCAGUUAUAGUAAACAGCAUUUCAUACCGUAUUUAGAAGAGACCAAAAAACAGACCAUUUUUUUCUCAACUCUUUUUCGCGACCAGUCGUACAAGAAAUAUAUUUUUCUAGACUAAUUUUAUCACGAGCUAGGGAAACAAAUUCAUUAAAGAUGUAAAAUUUACCGCUAAGAGCUUUUACGUAAAAAAAUCUUUUCCUAUAAUGACAAAAUGAUUGAGGGCUGAACAGAACUUAGAAUCGUUAUUAAUAAUACCAAACAUACUUUCUUUUAUUGAAAGCGAUAAUUUUGAGUUCACCAUGCGCGAGGCCCAAUCCAGAACUCUUUCCAGAAGAAAGUGGCUUGCGCGGACUCAGUGAAAGGAUGUACGAUGGUAUGAUCUGCUGGACAAAAAGGGCAGCGUGGGGAGACUUCUUUCUUCAUUUUAAAUAAUAAGCUCUUAGUGCACAGAAUAUUGUGAAUAAUUUUGUACUGAAACAUUAACAGCUUUACUUCUUUUGUUAUUUCAAAAGGCAAUGGAUAUAAUUUUCUCAAAUCAUCCUUCUGGUAGCCAAAAUUUAAGAGCCUUUUCUCACAAGUCGGCGGAGGCUUUGAUCGAAGAGACAGCACUAGUAUAAAAACUUUGCAAGUCGUUUCCUCUAUUAAUAUUUGCAGUAUUGAGCUUUGUUCGAGGGAGCAAAUUAAGGAGUUUUUUCCAACUUUGAGGGAUGGCGUUACUAAAAGGCUAAAGUGUUGUGAAAAAAAUUACUUCUUACGUUAAAUUUAUUACGAAAAGAGUCGAAGGACGGAAAGAAGUUUUGCUGUGUAUCAAAGAUGUCCUGAAUUUUGAGAAUUCCUGCGUAACGCCAAUGCUGCAUUUACAUUGAUUUCUUAUCAGACUUAAUAAACUUAUUAUUCCAACUGACUAUCUGUUCAACAAUGUGCUAUUUCCCCUUCCACUGAUCUCUUAUGUCAAAAAUUAAUGAUAAUGAUCACUCUGCGCUUAUUAAAAUAAAGUUUUGCUCUUUAGUGCUAGCGAGGUUCUCUUUUGAGUAAAUACGUUCGCUUCUUCAGCACUUGCCUUACAUUGAUGUUAUCACACAUCAAAAACAUGAACUUCGCAGCGUUUUCAUAAGUUACUUUGUGAGUCACUAAAUUAAUGUUUGUCGACAGGUUGGUAAUAUUCUCAGCAGCAAAGUGACAUAUGGCGCAAUCGUCGCACCUAACUCCACCCACUUCCUACAAUGCGUCAGGGAAUUCAUAGAAAAUGAAGAGCAGUGGCUGUUUCAUGUUCUGGCAGAGAACACAGGAACUACUCAGGUAAGCAAUUUCUUUAACUGGUAUGCAAAGAUGGGAAAUUUAAGUGGGAAAACUAAACCAAACACUGAGUUUUGAUGUUUCUAAAGAGGGGAACGGGAAAGUGAAAAGUGAAAAAAAAUGCAGAGAAAUGGAAAUACAUAACUGUAAAGUUGAUGAUAGAGCUAGGAUUCAAGUUAGGUGUUGUUUCCUUUUUUCAUUUUUCCCACCCCCCACCCCCCUUCUCGUUUCCCGCUCCCCGCUCCCCGCUUUCCGCUCCCCGUUUCAUAGCAGCCCCUCCCCGCUGCCUUUCCUAGUGUUGGUUGGUGUUGAAACCUUACUUACAAAUAGUUAACGUGGAGUUAAGAAAAAGUAAGUCAGGGAAAAAUUUUGAAACUUAAACUUCACAAAGUCGUUCAGGAAAAGGAGAAAUUAAAAAUUAUAUUGUAGUUGAACUAUAUAGCAGCUCAUUCUGAAACUCAUUUAUUGAAAAGAUAUCCUCCCCUACCUUCCUGAUAGAAAGCCUUAAAGAGGACUUGAAAUUUCGGCUGAAUUGAAAGUUAUCGUAUACAAUAUAAUUAAGCAAGAGCCAGUUUGACACCGACUCGCCUAGAUAAGCCGUUAAUGAAAACAGCUGCUUCUAGAACAAUAGAUUUCAUUUGUGUGGGUUCAUUUCUCAAUCUGAACACUAUAACCUUGCCUUUUUCGGGGUAGUUUUUCCUGCUUCUUCUAAUAAUACCAAUUUCUAAUACCAAUUUCUUUAGAGGUCAGGUUAUGCUCGUUCUUGCUCGUUAAUAAAUGCUUAAUAACUCAGAUCCCGAGGGAAAAAGUUUACUUUGUUUCGCGAGAAUCUCAAUCUCAAUCUCAACAUCGAGAUCCGAGGAAAACAAAAUGAACUGUUUCCCGAGGAACCAGUCUUUAAGCGAUUUGUUACCUAGCCCACGAAGAAAACGUUUUAAUUAUUGACUGUGUACAAAUUUAUGAAAAUAAAUCUGGCAAGCGGUAGCCAUACGCGAGUAACAGUGAACUGUUACCCUCUGACGUCAUAUUUCGCAACACUGCCUGCUCAGAGAUUUUGUUAGAUGGGAUGAGACCUCGAAGUAACCAAUGAGAGCUCGCGCUGUUAAACAAACGAGGUUAUUCCGCGCUUGUCUGCACUCAUUUUUAUUUUUUAAAAUAUUUUCUAUGAUUAGAUAGUUGUACUUGCCUACGCAUUCUUUUCUUAUAAUUACUAGCUAAUUACUUAAAACUAGCUGGAAAAAAUACGAGGUUUAAGUAGGUUUUUUUUACAUUCAUGAUUUAACAGACAAAGAUAAGUGUUGCAGAGGACUACUUCGGAAGUGGAGGAAUAUUCAGCAUCACUGUGUACAGUGGUUUGUCAUUAUUUGUGGUACUGAUUGCUGUAGGACUUGCAUGGGAGAUGUACAGGAAAACCAACAAGAAAAAACAAAUUGAAGAGAAUCAGGAAGGUGUGAGAUUACCCUGCUAAAUGAAAUACUUAAAACUGAUGCGGCACUUAGCUGAGGCUGCUAAAAAUGAAUCCGCAUUUAAAGAGCUCAUGCAUAUUUCUUUACGCUCCUUAGUUUUGUAACGUGGUGAGGAUAUGAUCAUGCAUAAGAUGACAAUGUUACUUAGAAAUAGUUUGAUUAGUUAUAUUGCAAAAUUCUUCAAUCCCAACUUCUAAAAAAGGAGAGACAAUAAUACUUAACAUACUACACUCAAACUUUGUGCCAAGAGCAAUAGAUACAACCAGGAGUCCAUCAAAUUUGAUGGGCUCCUGAUACAACCCAUUUGGUAAAAUUCCACCUUUACAUCUUGUAAGACACCUGUUAACCUACAUUGACUUACAAACUUUACUGGCAAUUGUUCAAGCAUUGAACAGUGGCAAUUUACAUUUAUAAGCGGAUUGUUUUAGGCCCCGUUUACAAGGGGAAAAGUUAUCAGAGUUAUCCUGGGUACUAAAGAGCCACCCACCCACCUACCCUGCUAGCAACCUAGGCCAGCCAACUUUUCACCUACAUUUUCUUACAAAACGUCGGAAACCGUUUACAAGAGAAACAAAAAUUUGGCUCGAAGGUUAACCCGCCUAGCCGGAUCACUAUUUUUCGAUGGUAAGGUAACUCUCCUACCCAAACCAAUGUUUCUCCAUUUUAAACAAUUUGGAUAGCCCUGCCGCUCCAACUCGCCGGGUUAAGGCGACACGAUCAGAGCAGGCGCGAGUACUGUUGAUUUGGGCAAAGCGGUCAACUUUAUUCUCAUAUGCUAAAACUCUCGUUUUGACUUGGAUGGGAGGGCGUGGUCCCCUAUUUCCUGCGACAACUUUUCUUCAGAUAAAAAUGAUUAACAGGGCUAAUGAAAAUAGAGCUUUUGGUUUUCCCAUUGAAGACCACGCGAUGUCUUCAAACGAAUCUCAUAAAUUAUGCAUUCAUAUAAUGCACGUGCACAGCUAGAUAGAAGAACAUUUAAAUGAAACAGUUCUCUGGAGAAACAUCACAAGGUCUGGUGAAAUGGUAAAACAAAAUAACAUACCAGCUAAAAAGGUCUAUUAACUCUUUUAAUGCAAGAAAAUUGAUUUCCUGGUAAUGUAAACUUUUUCUUUUGUUUCGAUAAAUUUGCAUAGAUGCGGGUCACGCUCCAUAGAGAGCGCAAGAUGAUAAAUUUUUGUGUCCCAAUUACAUGAUGAUUAAAAUUAAACUAUAUGUACGUAAGCAAAUGAUAACACAGAACCAGAAAAGUAUUAACAUUAGUGUAGAGGAAAUGAUCUAUUGCCUAACGCAUUUUUGCUCCCAGAAUAUUUUCCUACAUGAUUUGAUAAAGCGCGCUGAACUCUUGAGCCGAAAAAAAUCCUAUCUCGACAAAGUAUUGUUUUUUUUUCUUAAUUAUUAUCAACAUAUAUAUCAUCUCCGUCUUUUUUAAAAUACUUUUAGAGUAAAAACUAAGACUAAGAGACACGUCACUGCUUUAUGCCCCUUAAAUCAUAUCUCGUAUUACAGAAAACAUUGGGAUCGAUAACAAAUAGGUAAUGAGAAAAAUCAUUUGUUAUUACAGGGGUCAGGUCAGGAUCGGCCAACAUUGCUUUGGAGGAUUUGGAAACCAAACCGACCCCGAGAUUAUCGUUUGGUCCUGAUCCCGCAGAACAACUCCUCUCAAGACAAAGUAUGGAGGUUAUGAGAAUAGAUGAAGAACUCCAAAAUUUUCAGCAAAGCUGGCAACAAAGACGAGCAGCUAUGUUAGAGCGACACCAAAGGGAACGAGCUAAAGAUCUCAUUUCUUUGCCAGUUGUUGCAGAUGAAUGA